Molecule: messenger RNA, 1502 nt
Organism: Bombus impatiens (common eastern bumble bee)
Lineage: Eukaryota; Metazoa; Arthropoda; Insecta; Hymenoptera; Apidae
Gene: Syngr
Product: synaptogyrin
Exons: 8
Coding region: 10-1191 (393 amino acids)
Cellular component (GO): neuromuscular junction; synaptic vesicle membrane
Source: RefSeq, a predicted model, not a curated record
UAAGAAACAAUGAGUAAUUAUUUUGAUCCCUUUGGUUUUACUAAACAAACAGCAACUUUGUUGCGUGGUUUGGGUGCAUCUGAAUUAAUAGUAGAAUGCAAGAAAAGAAAUAUAUCAACGGAUGUAUUACACGAGCUUACUGUACAAGAGCUAAUAAUGUUAGGCACUGAUUCCAAGAAGGCUGAAGAGUUAAAAAAUUGUUUAAACGUUAGGAAAAGAAGAUCCAACAUCGUAAUAACAAAUGUCGAGGACAGGAUCGAACAUUUUCUUGAAAUAAUCAAAGACGCAGAGCAGCAGUUCUGUUUGAUACAAGCGUUUAUGGCGUAUUGUCGAUUGAGACUCGUUAAGGAAAAAAUUAAUAUUUUUAUCGAUCCCGACAAGUGUUUGAGCGCUUCUAAGGUAUUACCUAUCGCUGUUGCUGCAACACUGACAGAGUUAGAAGAAGUAAAUAAGAACCUUUCCGAACUUAACGAACUGAUUUUAAGGCUCAGUCGUAAUAAGAUGGACGGUGGAGCGUACGGUGGAGGAAAGGCAGGAGCCCCUUUCGACCCUAUUGCCUUUAUCCAAAGGCCUCAAGUCAUUUUAAGAGCCGUAUGUCUGCUCUUCGCGAUAAUCGUGUUCGGAUGCAUAAGCAACAAGGGAUACAUAGAAAAGCCAGACGGAAAAGACGUUUGUCUUUACAACGGAGACCACAAUGCUUGUAAUUACGGGAUAGGAAUUGGAGUCCUCGCCUUCCUCGCCAGCAUUGGAUUCCUUGUUGGCGAAUAUCUUUUCGAACAGAUGUCUUCUGUUAAGACCAGGAAGCAUUUCGUCCUGCUCGAUUUAGGGUUUUCUGGCUUUUGGGCAUUCCUUUACUUCGUCGGAUUCUGUUACUUAACCAAUGCUUGGAACAAAUCGGAAACGCCGGAAAAUAAUUACGGAGUGAACAACGUUCAAAGCGCUAUCGCUUUCUCCUUCUUCUCCAUUUUCACCUGGGCUGCCUGUGCCUGGUUUGCCUUCCAAAGAUUCAAGCAAGGUACCGACGCUGCGUUCGCACCGAGUUACGAAGCUGAUCCUGUUGGUGGGACAGGAUAUACAAGUUAUCCUGAUGCGACUGAUGCUGGUUAUCAAGAACCACCAUUCGGUCAACAGCAACAGCAGCAACAACAACAGCAACAACGGAUGCCCGAUUUUCGAGCACCGGCUUACUAAUCCUCUCAAACAUAGUUUAUCACUAUUGACACAACGCAAGAAAACAAUAGGAAAACAGAAGACAGAAGCUCUGCGAGGAAACUUUCAAUGAUAGAGCAAUGUCGAUAGAGUAAGUUUUCAUAGUAACAUAACUAGUGGAUGAAAGAGAGAGGAGAGAUGAGUAAACGAGGGGAAUAGAAAAGUUGGGUAAACAGGAAAAAUAUAAAGAGAGAAAGGAGAACAAGGAAGAGAAUGUACGCGUGUGCGAAUACGUAUGUGUGUAUACGUGUAUGACUGUGACAAAAAGAAAAAAAAAAAAGAAAAAAAUAGAA